CAGGGUUCUCAACGUGAUGCAAAUGUGCAUGCCUUCCAACCAAGGCUUUGCCCAACCAGAGAGCAGCUUUGGCAAGCUUCAGCUUUCCCGCUUUUGGGGCUGGUGGCUCUUAUCUCGGCGAAGAUCUACGCCGCGCGAUAAGGGUCUCGGCGAUGUCGACGUGCUCUGGUGACUAGCACUAGUAGUCCUCAGGUGGAUGACUCGACACCAAACCAACAGUAGCCCAAUUGAGGUCGGCGCUCACGACUCUGGCAUAUAUGGCGAUACAUUGGACUUGAUUCUUCCAAUAUCCGCCUCGUAACCGAUCUAAGGCGCUGUAGCUUAGAUCCGGAUUCCAUCAUGCUGGGCUUUGUCAUCGCCGUCCCCGAGGCGCUGAAGUCUCUGGGAGUCGGCGAGGCGCUCUCGGGUGUCUUUGGCAGCAUCAGCUUGACAGCUUGGAUAUGUCUCUUGCUUCCCCAGCUAAUCACGAACUACAAGGCGAAGAGUGCAGACGCCUUAUCAAUGAAGUUCCUCCUGAUAUGGCUGCUCGGCGAUAUUGCGAAUCUCUCUGGCGCCCUCUUCACGAGCCUCGCGCCCUCGACAAUAGCCCUCGCUUGCUACUUCUGCAUGGCCGACCUGAUUCUCAUAAGUCAAUGCACGUACUACAACACAAUAAACGCCCGCCGUCGCGCCGCCCGCCGCGAGCGCCACCUUCACCACCCCAGCCAGCACCAUCACCGCAGACGCCCUUCCACUACCGCAGACCCGCUCGACGUCUCGACAUCAUCAGCAGUGAUCGAUGAUGUCCCACCCAGCGAAACUGAUCCCCUCCUGCACCACGAUGACCACACGACCCACCAUCGUCCGCGGAGCGACUCCGGCGGCCUCCCGGGCUCACACCGUCGUCACGGAAUCCGCCGUCACUCGAGCAGCGGGCUGGUCGAUCCGCUGACACGCAUCAUCACGGGGGAAGACGACACGCCCGACAGCAACCCGUGGCUGCACAACGCGCUGAGCCUGGUCGCCGUGUGGGUGGUGGGUGCCGCGGGCUGGUUCGUGAGCUUCAAGAUGGGCGCAUGGGAUGUCGGCGGCGGAGCGGGAGGCGAACCCGUGCCUGGGGAUGAUGGUGGUAGUGGUGAGCAGGUGAUGAAGCACCCGGUGGCGAUGGUGGGGAUGGUGCUUGGGUAUGCCAGCGCAGUCUGUUAUUUGUGCGCGCGCAUCCCGCAAAUCAUCAAGAAUUACCGCGAAAAGUCGUGUGAGGGGUUGGCGUUACUCUUCUUUUUGUUGUCGCUGACGGGCAACUUCACCUACGGCGCGAGCGUCAUCGCGUACUCCCAGGAGUCGGACUACAUUGUCCGGGCCCUGCCGUGGCUGCUCGGUUCCUUGGGGACCAUGGUCGAGGACUGUAUCAUCUUUGUACAGUUCCGGAUAUAUUCCCCCAAGAGGCAGGUCAAGGCGGGUGGGACGGUCUGAAGACGCUACUUUCCCGUCUUCGACUUACUUGCACAGGUUGCACGCUUGCAUGAUGGUUGGUCGACGGGGCUCAUGGGAUCUGAUGGAUUGGGAUGAUUACGCCGAUGAUGGACGCAUGCAUACGAGGCAGACGAGAGUGACUUCAGGUUUGCCGCGUGGUUGUUUGGCCUUGCAUCUCUGGGGCGCCCCGGCUUUGCUUCUACAAACUGGUUGUGUUUUGGGCGUUUGGCAUAGCUAGCUGAUCGUUGUUUG
Messenger RNA from Chaetomium strumarium, 1704 nucleotides. Its product is annotated as PQ loop repeat-domain-containing protein. Gene Ontology annotation, cellular component: membrane. NCBI's taxonomy places the organism in Eukaryota, Fungi, Ascomycota, Sordariomycetes, Sordariales, Chaetomiaceae. Bases 340 to 1452 code for a protein of 370 amino acids. The record is from RefSeq and is a predicted model, not a curated record. The transcript is spliced from 4 exons.